CAGAUAUCAUCAACAAGACUUCUCUGAGAUGUGUACUGAGAAGCAUACUGAAAUGCAGAGUUCAUAUCUAGAUGGGCACUGCCCACCCCUUACGCCUCAAGCCCAGUGGACCUCUUGCUCUUCUCACUUCAUCUCAGCACCUCCUCCCAGAGGACCUGAACUGACACAUCAGGGAUCCAUGCCACAUUAGAGGGCAGAGCAGUAAGAGCCAGAUGUUACUCUACACAUACUGGGUCUGAAUUGUAGCCCCACAAGAAGGCUAUGGGAUAGAGCGUUUGAUGAGUUCCUUUAGAUUGAGUUGUCAGCUGUGACCUCUCUGAGGAAGUGAUCUGAGCUGAGAUCUAAAAGGCAAGAAGGAGUCGGCUGUGUGAACAUCUGUGGAAAUGAAACAUCUGGCAUAAAGAUCUUAAGACCAGCAGGCUGACGAUGGCUCGCUUCACACAUACCACUCAAGACUUCUGUACAGUGUAAAAUAGAAGAUCAAAAGCAGACUUCUCAUAAUGAGCAACUCACCUCCCAUUUGAAGGAUCAAAUCUUUUCUGAAAAAGUGUGGUAAGGCCAACAUUCAGUCACAUGCGGCAGAGCCGGGCACAUGGAGGACAGCUGACUCCACAGAACCAGGGACUUGGGUCUUUAAUGAGCUUUGCCUGCAUGGAUGUAGACAGCCUGCCUAUCCAACAGUGAGUUGAGAUCAGCCUCAGUCUACCCAGCAAGUGAGAGUGAAGGCUGGUGAUGUCCACAUGAAAAGUAACUCUUUUCUAGGUUUUGCAAUGGAACAGAUAUGGUUGCUCUUGCUUCUAACAAUUAGAGUGCUUCCAGGGUCUGCUCAGUUCAAUGGCUACAACUGUGACACCAACCUCCACAGUAGAUUUCCUGCUGAAAGAGACAUCAAUGUCUACUGUGGGGUCCAGGCCAUUACAAUGAAGAUUAAUUUUUGCACAGUACUUUUCUCCGGUUAUUCUGAAACAGACCUGGCACUGAAUGGAAGGCAUGGGGAUUCCCACUGCAGGGGGUUCAUCAAUAACAACACCUUUCCUGCAGUGGUCAUUUUCAUCAUCAAUCUCAGCACCUUGGAGGGCUGUGGAAACAAUUUAGUGGUAUCCACAAUUCCUGGAGUCAGUGCUUAUGGAAAUGCAACUUCAGUACAAAUAGGAAAUAUUUCAGGAUAUAUUGAUACUCCAGACCCACCAACAAUCAUCAGUUACCUACCUGGACUUCUUUACAAAUUUAGUUGUAGUUAUCCAUUGGAAUACCUGGUUAAUAAUACCCAGCUUGCUUCGUCCUCAGCUGCUAUUUCUGUGAGGGAGAACAAUGGUACAUUUGUCAGCACUUUGAACCUGCUCCUUUAUAACGAUUCAACCUACAGUCAGCAGUUAAUUAUCCCGAGUAUAGGAUUACCUUUGAAAACCAAAGUAUUUGCAGCUGUACAAGCCACUAAUCUGGACGGCAGAUGGAAUGUCUUAAUGGAUUAUUGCUACACGACCCCAUCAGGGAACCCAAAUGAUGAUAUUCGAUAUGAUCUCUUCCUUAGCUGUGACAAAGAUCCUCAAACCACCGUCAUUGAAAACGGCAGGAGCCAGCAGGGCCGCUUUUCCUUUGAAGUGUUCCGAUUCGUGAAACACAAGAAUCAGAAAAUGUCCACUGUCUUCCUGCACUGUGUUACCAAGCUCUGCAGAGCUGAUGACUGCCCCUUCCUUAUGCCAAUUUGCGACCACAGAGAAAGGCGAGAUGCGGGGAGGAGGAUCACCUGGAGCCCCCAGAGCACUUCUGGAAAUGCUGUCCUUUCUGCAGGGCCCAUCAUUACUCGGAGUGAUGAGACUCCAACCAACAAUUCACAGCUUGGUUCUCCAAACGAACCUCAUUUCCAGCUGAACGCCAUCACCAGUGCACUGAUAUCAGGAAUGGUCAUUCUGGGAGUCAUGAGCUUUUCCCUCCUCCUGUGCUUACUGGCCCUUCUACACAGGAAGGCACCCACCAGUUUGGUAUUGAACGGCGUACGAAACCCAGUCUUUGACUGACUGUCACAGUCCCCUGCUCUCGGGAGAAGGCUUCACUGGGUCUACAGUGACUGCAGUCAGUGUUCUAUCUGAAUUGAAUGCCAGCCAGCAUUUGAUAUUUGUAGGUUUGAUAGACUUCAGUGUAGCUUGUUAGCAUGACAAUAGUGAGAGAAUUUUGAUAGUAUUGCUCUUGUCACUUACGUUUGUGGUCAGGCCUGUUUGUAUGGCACCCGUGGGUAUACUGAAAAUAAGCAAACAACAUUCAGGACUUAGAUCUUACAGGAUCCGUCAUUAUUUCAUUUCAUUUCAACUUUCUUUUGAUUAUUGGUUUUAUAGAUAAAAGGUGACCAUAGGAAAAAAAAUAAAUUUGUUGCAAUUUUAUCCCCUAAGCAUUAAAAUCCACUGUGAUGGCAAUUAGAUUUGCAUAUGUGGUCCUGAAAUGAAAGUUGCUUUUUGUUUUAUUCCAGAUAAUUGCAGCUUGGGGAUAGGUUUUAAUUGGACCAGCCAAUUUGGACACCUGAGAUUUAAUUUCUCAUUCUAUGACCUCCUAUGUUUUUGGCUGAUUUCCGUGUCUGAAAACAUUCAUUUGAAAAACAAAAAUACAACUCUUGGGUAUUGUAUCCUAACCUGGAGGGAGCAUCCAUUUGUGUAGCAAACACUAAAAUUAGUCGUUAACCUCUAAGGGAUACUGACACUAGGUCGUUAUUCAUUUGAUAGAAGAAUCUGUGAUCCGUUUUCUCCUGGUUCAAGUGAGAACAUCAACACGUGUUCCCUCUGCUCCCAAGUAAACCACUCAGCUGCUACUGCAGCUGUGCUUCCAGACUGCAAAGAUUAUUCUUAAUUCAGGAACCAUUACAUGGGAAAACAAACAGUAGUUGUGGGAGAGGACAUCGUCCCCACACACAAGCAUAGCGUUCCUAUGUGGGUUUUUAAAAACCUAAGUUCCAUUUUUUUCCCCUAGAACAAAGAGGAAACAGGUUAAAUGUUUUUGCAGAAUUUUGUUGGAGUCUCCAUGAAAAAAAUGUCGCUUUUCUUACAAAUUUCUGAUGUAGACAAAACAUGUAGUCUGGAGGAGGCCUACUUUUGCAGGUGUCUCCUUUAAGGCAUCAUGAUUGCCAUGGAAGAAACAGUAUUUUCCUCUAAUAGUAAACUGCAAGAAGCAUUUUAUUUUUUAUCAGUUUUGCAAAAAAUUUUAAAAAGCCAAGUUUUAAGCUUAUAUUCUUACCAAAAAAUCAAGCUUCCCUUUGUUCAAUCUAUCUACACAAUGGAACAAAUAAAACAAUUCAAUGACAAACACCAGUACCUAGCAUGUGCAGCUACUAGAAGUGCUGUUUAUAACUGUAGAAAUUGCUGUGGAGACUAAUUGUUAUUCAACAUUUGUGACCUAUUAUUCAGGACUUAAUUUUAGUAUACUACAUGCAAAUCACUAUGCAAGCUUAGAUUUGUUUCAAAUGAAGUGUCUAUGCUCUGAUGUUAAUAAUUAAAUCAAUCAUCACAUCAAAAAAAUACCUUUUCUCCAAUUUGCCUGAAUAGUUCAGAAGAAAGUAUUUAUAUUACUCUAAUUAGCUAUAUAAUUGCCUCAACUUUCUCUUUCAAGGUAUAGACACAGUCAGAGGGAAAUAGGUUUUGAAAAGUCUCCUGAUAACUUCUUCAAUAUAACAGAGUCACAAACACUUAAAAAGCCAAUCUCCUCUUCCUCAUGUUACUUCAAAAUAACUUUGAAGUGACCAUUCUGAACUUUAUCAGUGUUAGCAAUUUAUUUACAGAUUUAAAGGGGGAAAUCUUACAGAAAAAAAUAUGGACCAUGCUACUUAUGUGACCCUCCAUGUACACGGAUAGUAUUGAAAUAUUCUGGUAAAUCUAUUUCAGAUACUUUAAGUGAAUUGCCGUUGAUCCAAGGAUUAAAUCCUGUGAAUAGUACAUUAUAUCAUUGAAACUGGUUUGUCAGUUUGAUUUUUGUGCUUUGGGGAUAGUUACUGUUUCAGCUAUUAACCCGUUAAAUUCUAUACACCAUUUUCUAAAACUGAAUGAUGCACAUAUCAGUUUGCAAGUAACUUAAAUCUCAUAUUAUUUUUUGCCACCUUUAUAACAUAAGUGGGAUGUCCAAAGCUAUAAUGAGACAAACCAGGUUUGCUUUAAAUAGCUUUGUUCUUAUAAACCUGCAGUUAUAUGUAGUAUUUAGUUAUACUGAAUAUUCCAGUUACUAUAGCGUGAAAACCUUACAAAAUAUGUGCAAAUAUUCCUUCAGUUUUAAUACCUCAAACUGUUUUUUGCAUUUCAGGGGUAAGGUCUGAUGACAUGUAAAAGAUGAUUGUUCAAUAAAAUAAUUGUAAGUGGUAUCUUUAAAACUGAUUUUUUUUUAAUUUAUUUUGUUUUUAAGAUAUAUCUCCAUCCUACUCUCACCAUUCUAUUCCACUUUCACAAACAUUAAGAAAGGUUAAACUUAAAAUAAGCUGCCUAAUGCAGGGAAGGGCAGUAGCUCUAGGCUAGAUGAAGCCUGCCCUCUCCACACUGAACUUCCGCAGCCCUGUGUUGGGAGCAUAUUCAUGAGACCAGCUGAGGGUAAAGAAGUACUUUACCUUGUGUCUGAGCUCUGACUAAAACUGAGCCUACGAUUUUUAAAACUUUGAGGGGAAAGUAAAAACUGGAAAGACAGGAGCUCAGCUUCUGCCCAGAGUUGCAUAGUCUCUCAUGACAGUUCCGUCAGGGUCUGGCUGCCACCCCUUGUUUUGGAAUAUGACAAAGAGUUGAGGAGAAAUCCUUUUCCUCACUCAGGGAGAAUCCAAUCUUACAGAACUGAGUACUAGUCUGGGUCCUCAAGUAUUGGCACUUAGCUUUGGGAGCAUCACAGACAUGAUGGUCCAUGAAGGGGCAUUGUUAGCUGUGGAAAAUGUAAGGCAGUGAACUUCUAGAAGUGAGAAAAGAGCAGGAGAAGAAGUAUAUGGGAGACAUUUGUGAACACACACAAGGUGUAGUUUGAAGGAUUCUCAGAGCACUUGGCAGGAGAGAACUGUAACAGGAUGGAGAGCCUUCUGUCAAGAUGAUAGAGGCUAUUAGGCUAGCACACAUUUGCUUUCAUUUUAUAUUUAUAAGGAAAACAGGAAGCUGACCAUAGAUCAAUUGCUUUUGAAAAUGAAGUUCCUCAAUUAUUUACGAGUGGGGAGACAUUUAAUACAAAACAAUCCAAAUUUGUAAUUUAGAAAAGUAUAUACUUGGGUAGUAAACAAAAUAAGUACCAGGACUGGCUGGUGUAUUAGGGUUCCCCAGAGAAAAAGAACUAAUAGGAUGUAUGCAUAUAAAGAGAUUUAUUUUAAGGAAUUAGCUUUCAUUAUUAUGGAGGCUGACAAAUCCCAAGAUCUGCAGUGGGUAAGCUGGAGACACAGGAGAGCUGGUGAUGUGUUUCCAGACUGAAAGCCAGCAGGCGCAAGCCCCAGUAGAGCUCUUAUUUCAGUUCUAGUCCAAAGAAAGGACUAAACCAGUGUCCCAGUUGGAAAGGCAGUCAGGCAGGAGGAACUUCUUGUAGUCAUGGGAGAGUUAGACUUUUUAUUCUAUUCUGAUUUUCAACUGAAUAAAUAGGGUCCACUCACAUUAGAGAGGGCAACCUGCUUUACUCAUGUAUUCAAAUGUUAGGUCUCAUCCAGAAACAUCCUACAGACACACCCAGAAUAAUGUUUGACCAAAUGUGUGGGCAACCUGUGGCCCAGUCAAGUUGACACAAAAUGAACCAUCACAGCUGGUAAACUUGCAAACACACCAUUAUUAUGUGUCACACUACUAAAAUAUAAAACGUCCUAAUGAACCCAGCCAUAUUAAGGGAAUGAAUAAAUAAAAAUAUUACAAAAUUUGAUAAUCUCCUCUUGAAAUUACUUUGAAAUAUUUAAUGUCUGGAGGUAAGGGCUUGUGAGCAGAGGGUCCUCUUUCAUAUUAGCUAAAAGUAUGGAUCAAACAGAGAAAAAACAGGGCUAUGAGUGGGUGGGAAGUGAUGUGCUUGGAAAUUAUGCUGAAUUAUCUCUCCUUUUCAUGAGAAACAGGGCAGAAGGAGGCCUGGCAUCAAAGUACUGAUUGGACCUACAUCCUGCAGGGUUGGUGUUGAGGGAGCAGGUGGCCAAGGAGUGGAGUGAGUGAUGUCAUCAGCAAUGACAACAGGCCAGAAGCAGUGAAAAGCAUAAAACAGCAAAGCAUAGAUAAUAGGGGGCAAAUGCAACAAGGAAAGUGUUGAACCCUGGGAGGAGAGGCAGCUUCUCAGAGGGCAUGUGUUCAUUGGUAGAAGACAAAAACAAAUCUCUGGUAGCUGUUACCCAUGUUUCUCAUGAUGGUGACUUGUCUCCUCCAGAGACUCAAAGGAAGUGGAAACUGGAUAAAUAUGUUAUACUUGCAUGUUUGUGAGAAUAUCUUGCCUGAUCUUUACAAAUUUGAGUAAUACAGGAGAAAUAAAAUUGCCUUGAUUAAUACCACUUUUUGCUGAGAUAGCAAGGAGAGAAUUGGUUUGGGUACUAGACACAAUAUUUGGAAAUCUCUGUUCAAUAAACUUCAUUUAGAAAAUGCUUUGUAUUCUUGGCGAAGUGAAAUUGAGAACUCAGAUUGUUAUCUGCAUAGUUCAAACCUCCAAUUCCCUUUUACCUCAAGUAUCUGGAUAUUUUUUGUUUUACUUAAAUUGCCAACAUAAUUAUCUCAAUUUUCCCUUUCAUUUUCUAUGUUGAAAAGAGAAGUUACAUCAUUAUAUGGAGGUUUAGUCAAAGGGAACUUGGAUCAAAUGUUGAGGUUAGUUUUCAUCAGGAGCAUAGCUGUGUUAGCAAUGCCCAAAGCACAAUCUAUUACUGAAUAAUCCUGCUCAUUUGGCUAAUCAACUAACACUGGAAGAUCCUGGGAGAGUUUGGGUUUGACAAUUUCACGCAACUCUGACUCAAAGUUAUACAGGUCGUGAAGCCAUUUCUCCCUUUGCGUGUAGUUUUCUAACUUUAGAAAUUAUUUACCACUUGGGAAUUGGAACUGAUUUUAUUUUAAAAGCUAUUGUUUUGCUAACAUAUAUUUUGUUGUUCAUAAAAUGAGAUGGCAGAAUGCCCACUGAGAGAGAAUUGAACCCAGUGAUUUCUCUUAAAUUCUAUAAAGAUAAAUCACAAUUAGUUUUUGCAUCACCCUCACUCUCAUAACGCAAUA
This is a messenger RNA of Aethalodelphis obliquidens (Pacific white-sided dolphin), 7154 nucleotides long. It is a transcript of the gene ZPLD1, whose product is annotated as zona pellucida like domain containing 1. NCBI's taxonomy places the organism in Eukaryota, Metazoa, Chordata, Mammalia, Artiodactyla, Delphinidae. The transcript is spliced from 16 exons. The record is from RefSeq and is a predicted model, not a curated record. Bases 741 to 2018 code for a protein of 425 amino acids.